Entamoeba invadens IP1 is the source of this 642-nucleotide messenger RNA. RefSeq names its product rab8, putative. Bases 1 to 642 code for a protein of 213 amino acids. The transcript has 3 exons. NCBI's taxonomy places the organism in Eukaryota, Evosea, Mastigamoebida, Endamoebidae. Gene Ontology annotation, molecular function: GTPase activity; GTP binding. The record is from RefSeq and is a predicted model, not a curated record.
AUGACAAAACCCGUAAUUCCACUCACUCUGAUUCUUGUUGGCGAUUCGGGUGUCGGAAAAACGUGCUUAGCUCGUCAGUUAAUUAAUAAACGUUUCGAUGAAGCAACAGACUCGACCGUCGGAAUCGAGAUGUUCCGAAGUAAAAUGGAUUUUGAUCAGUGUGUAGUUGACUUGACAUUGAAAGACACGUGUGGGCAAGAACAAUACCGUAGUAUCGUUGCACAGUUUUAUCGCGAUUCACAGGGAGCGUUGAUUGUUUACGACAUAACAAGUCGACAGUCCUUUGAAACCGUCCAAGAGUGGAUAUCGAAUGUGUGUCAGUUGUGCCCACAAGGCGUGAAAGUGAUGAUAUUAGGCAAUAAAGUAGAUCUUGAAAUGGAUUCAAGGAUUAUAUCGUUUGAGGAAGGACAGACAUAUGCAAAGGAGAACGGAUAUCCAUUUUUCGAGACUUCCGCUAAACUCAACGUGAAAGUCGAAUCAUCGUUCAGAGAACUCGUCCAGUCGAUUUUACAGUCAAGAAACUUCCAACAGGAGGCUCCACAAUCGACGUCGGAACCAGUCAUCGUCUUACAAAAACCAAAACAGGAACAAAAGGAAAAUUCAGAGCAAGUGCAACCACAGAAGAAGGACGGGUGCUGCUAA